Molecule: messenger RNA, 3828 nt
Organism: Eupeodes corollae
Lineage: Eukaryota; Metazoa; Arthropoda; Insecta; Diptera; Syrphidae
Exons: 4
Coding region: 197-1207 (336 amino acids)
Source: RefSeq, a predicted model, not a curated record
AUUGUUUAUAUGGAUUUAUACUCCCAUUAAAAUAAGUUCGUUAACUUUUCGUUAUAUAAAGGCUAGUUUUAUAAAAAGUUGGGUUAACAAAUUUUCACUUAUGUGCAUUCAAACUUGUAUUAAUAAUAAAAUAGUUUGAAUAUAAACUUUAAUUAUAAACAUAUUUAAGCUCGACCAUUUGAAUAUUCACCUUUUUAUGCUCCAUUUAUAUAGCUGUAAUAAACAAUUUUUUCAGGAAUACUAUAUGCACAAAAGAGGUCACGGCCUUAAUCCCACCGGUAAACUUCAUGAUAAGGCAGUUAACGCUAGAAUCAAACUGAAAAGUUUCAAAAGGAAACUCGUGAGUGAGAACAAGGAUCAUGACACAACAGAAAUUGAUCCCGAGUUAAAUGAAGCGGAUAUUCCCUAUAACUCUGAAAUUGAAGAAACUAUUGCUUGGCUCAAACACAACAAUGAACCAUGGUCGGAAGUUCAAAAAAGAUGGAAGAAAGUAGCGAGGCAAAGACAUCGAGAUAUUCAAAAUAAUUCCUUAAAUAUCUUCUCAGAGUGGCCACUCUUCAAACAUUCUCUUGGACAUACACUUGUUGAAAUUGACUAUGAAAUUUUGAAACCCAACAAUCGAUCGCAACUAUUUCAGCUCUGGCCUUCAUUUACUGCAAGGAUUGUUCCACUUUUACAACAAAAACUAAAGGAUAAAGCAUCGUUGGCAUUUUUAAAGAAUUUUGAAAAUAUUGAUGCAAAUUCUCGUGAUUUUUUUAUUCUCUCUUCAAUCCAUGUCCUUUUAAAACCACCAAUAAUAUCUGUUGGAAAAAAUGAAUCAAAGAAAUCAAAAUGGAAACCAUCAAUUAAGGAUGCCCAGGACUCCUGUUUUUUAUAUUGCUCUUCGAUUCUUGAUUAUACGGUCAAAGUAGAAAAUUUACGCCAAAAAUACCACACGAAGGGACUAACAUUGCAACCGAUCAUUAUAGUAAUAGGUAAAGAAAAAACAGAACUUGAAUAUUUUUACAGUUACUAUGAUGACGUUUUGUACAAAUUUUCUACAUUGCUUAAAUGCUUAGAUUCAACAUUUAAACUUUUUCAUGUAUUAAAUUUUAAUUAUCCGAAAGAGGGUAAGCAAUUGUAUUUAUUUCUUGAAAGCUUUUUUUACAAUUUUGCUUGCCAACCAAAUGCUAAUAUAAAUAGCCUUACAUGUAGUUUGCGUCAGUAAAACAAACUUUUUUGUAACAGAAUGCAAAGUUAUUUAAUUCUUUAUUAGUUUUAUUAUUAAAAGACAGUAGAUCUCAAUUCAAUCAUUAACAUUUACAUUCUUUGCACAUUAAAUAUUAUUUGUAAUUGACUUUAUAACAUUAAUCACAAAGUGAAUUUCUUUCUUAUUCUAAUUUUACUACCUUAUAUACUCUUUAAAUUAUUUAAUACUUAAUAUUUUAUCUUUCCUAAAAAACUUAAUUUUACUCAAAAUACGUUAUCAUUGGCUUUUUGUCAUUUUUCUCUCUUACCAAAAUGAAAUGUUUUUUGUGUGUUCAAUCAAAUGUUAGUUUUUCCUCCAACAGUUUAAUUAGCCACUUAAAAUCUGACCACAUCUUAAAAGGUUUGGAUUUUUUUGUAUGCUCAGAAAAAGGCUGCUUCCAGAAAUUUCAAAAUAUAUAUACUUUCAAACGUCACUUGCAAAGAGUUCAUGAAAAUAAAACUUAUAAAUCUAAAACAAACCCUACGUCUUAUGAGCAACCUCAAACCACUUUAAAUUUCUACAAAGAAAGCGAUCUGAGCACAACAAGUGUGAGUCCAAUUAAUAUUAUUAAAGAUAAUAUUCCAACAAACUUCCUGCAAACUGAAUUAACAAACGCUUUUCCAGACGAAUUAGCUGGAAUUGUUUUCGCACUUUCACUACACAAUAAUGAUAAUUUUAAUAGAAAAAAUGUUUCUGAUAUCAUUGAAAAAGUUCUAAAGAAUGUUAUUAACCCCCUUAUAAGAGCUGUUGCUUUAAAAAUUGUACCUCUAGUUGAAGCCGAAAACAAUAGGGCUUCUUCCAUUCAUUUACUCGAUGAGCUUUGUAUUCCUUUUAAAUCUGUCAACACUGAAUACAAAUUAAUGCAAGAACUAGAAACUAAAAAUUUGUUUAAAAAACCACUCUAUUACACAAUCAAUGAUGAAGUAUGCGAAGUAAUCGUCAAUAGCAUUCCCACGCUAGAUUCUAGUAAGGUUACAGGUGUAAUAAUGCCUUUGGAGUUUCAAAUCCAACAAUAUUUUCAGUGCAAAAAUGUUUUACUUGAAACCUUAGACAAUACAAAUAUGUUAAAUAAUAGUGCUCCUGGUGUAUAUUCGAGUAUAUUAAAUGGAACAGUUUGGAAAGAAAAGGCACGCAAUUUCGAGGGUAAAUUAAUCAUUCCCUUUAUUUUAUUUUUGGAUGAUUUUUGCAUAGACAAUCCUUUAGGUUCACAUGCAAAAGAUCAAUCAAUCUGUGGUGUAUAUUACAGUUUUCCAACUAUUCCUAAACAUCACUUAUCAAAAUUGAAGAAUAUUUUUGUGGCUGGCUUUUUUAAAACAAAAGACAGAUCAUUAUUUGGCAAUUCGUUUGCAAUUAAACCUUUUGUUGAGCGUAUAAAAUCUUUGGAAACUCAUGGUUUGGAUGUACAUGUAAAUGAUAAAAGUUACCACUUAUACUUUGUCUUGGCAUUUGUCACCGGGGAUAACCUAGGUCUAAAUACUUAUUUAGGAUUUUCAGCCAGCUUUAAUUCAAACUUUUACUGUCGAGUCUGCAAAAGAAGCAAACUUGAUAUGCAAUCUGACGUAAUUGAGCAUCCUUCGUUCUUACGUAAUCAUGAAAAUUAUGAGGCUGAUCUUGAAGCAAAGUCCGAAAAAUUAACCGGCAUAAAAGAAAAAUGCGUUUUUAAUGAAAUCAAUUCCUUUCAUGUUACGCAAAACUUUUAUUUUGAUAUAAUGCAUGAUAUAUUCGAGGGUAUUUGCAGGUAUGAUGUUUCAAAAAUCUUAGUUAAUUUUAUAGAAACCUCAAAAUUUUUUUCUAUUGAUGUUCUUAACGAUCGUAAACUGUUGUUUGACUAUGGCGAAACAGAGACAGGUAACAUCUCCACUCCAUUUGUACUUUCGUUGUUAAAAGUUAACAAUUUAAAAAUGACUGCUCGCGAAACAAUGACUUUAAUUCAUUUUUUGCCAUUAAUGAUUGGAGAUCUUGUUCCAGAAAACAACAAAGUAUGGGAACUUCUUAUAACACUUGUUAAAAUAAUUGAUUUAAUACUCUUAUCAGAAAUAGAUGAAGUAAAGUUGAAGUCCUUGAAGCAUUUAAUCUCUAAACAUAAUACUUUGUUUAUAAAUACAUUUAAAGAGCCUUUGAAACCAAAGUUUCACUUUCUGGUGCAUUAUCCAUCUGCAAUUCGAAAGUGCGGACCACUUAAAAUCUUAUGGUGCAUGCGAUUUGAAGCUUUGCAUAGACUAAACAAGCAGUCUGCAAAAGCUACGAAUUCAAGAGUAAAUAUUUCGUACACACUUGCGUUCAAAGCUAGUCUUAAGUUUUCUGAUACCCUAGUUAAACAAAAUUUUUUUGAAAAUACUUUUAUUUUCGAUGAAAAAUCAGUUUAUACACACAAUUUAAAUCUUUCUUAUAAAAACAUUAACUACAAUAAUCUAAGCAUUGGUCAUUGCGAAGUGAAGUGCAUAUCAAAAUUAACAUAUAAAGGAAAAACAUACAAAGAACAUUUCUUUUUAACUAAAAUUGCAGAAAAAUCACAGCUUUUUGAAAUUCAAAAAAUAUUAAUUGAUGAAUCAAAAUAUUACUUUCUAUGUCAGGAGUGGAACAUAAAGUAUUUCAGUGAA